Molecule: messenger RNA, 979 nt
Organism: Anopheles arabiensis
Lineage: Eukaryota; Metazoa; Arthropoda; Insecta; Diptera; Culicidae
Exons: 4
Coding region: 1-801 (266 amino acids)
Biological process (GO): sensory perception of taste
Cellular component (GO): membrane
Source: RefSeq, a predicted model, not a curated record
AUGUGUCGGUUACUGAUCGCUAGUCUAGUGUUUGUGAUAUUAGUCUUCAGUGCGCUUGUUGUACGCGACCAUUCGUGGUCCAACCUGCUAAAGGUUGGGAUCUACCUAGCGACGCAACUGAUGGCAACAAGCUUUACGCUGCAGUACCUGACCGUGUUCGGUAUAGUGGCCGUGCUGCUACGCCAAAUGAAUGACACACUUGAGCUUAUCCUUUACGGUACAGUGGCAUACGAUGAAGGAACAAACGGAUCCCACUCACGCCUUCGCAAGCCAGUACGCUUCACGCGUGACGAUGAGCAAACGAUCGAAAAGAUACGCCUUUUGCAGCUUAAAUUGGUUCAAAUCGUGUUUCACACCAAUGGGGGAGAAUAUGGUCUACUGUUGAUAGUGGUUCUGCUCACUACCUUUAUCUUUCUCAACACUGAGCUUCUGCAGCUGUACCAGGGCAUCAAGGCGAGCGCCUUCACGUUCGACGUGAUCGGCGCAAAGCUGACUAACUCGGCACUCAAGUUCGGGAUGAUGGUUGUAUAUGCGAUUGCAAAUCGAACGAUUCAGACACAGAAUUUACGUGGAUUAAAACUUUUAUUUCAACUGCACAGUUCCUCCAGUAGUUCACGAUGUCAUGAAAUUACAAAUCGGUUCAUUACACAGACAACACUCUUCCUUGCAAAUGGACACGAAGCGUACAGCAUGAUCUCGAUCGAUAUGACCCUGAUCUUAAGUAUUGUUGCCGGUUUAACCAACAUUCUAGUAGUAUUGGUACAGUUUUCUGACGGGAAACCCUCAUGCAACCAACUGUAGUAAAUUCUAACUCUAAGCACUACGCGAGUACUACUCAGUUCAAAUCUAGCAUUGACCAAACCUUUCAUUUGCAUACAAUUGAUUAUCCCGUUUUAACUAUCCCAUUUAUAUGGAUCGCUUUUUUGGCACGAGCAUUUCCUAGCACUAUAUGACAAAAUAAACGCAAAAAAAAACUUUU